Molecule: messenger RNA, 1611 nt
Organism: Pleuronectes platessa (European plaice)
Lineage: Eukaryota; Metazoa; Chordata; Actinopteri; Pleuronectiformes; Pleuronectidae
Gene: ckmb
Product: creatine kinase, muscle b
Exons: 9
Coding region: 106-1248 (380 amino acids)
Biological process (GO): phosphocreatine biosynthetic process
Molecular function (GO): creatine kinase activity
Source: RefSeq, a predicted model, not a curated record
CACCUGGUAGAUUUGGGAAACCCUUACAUUUGGUGGAUAGGAUCGGAUCCCGGGAACUGUUACAGCUUUCUUUUCUCCUAAGCAGACGGAGUAAGAAUCGCAGCCAUGGCGAAGAACGUUCAUAACGACUAUAAGAUGAAGUUCUCCAAGGACGAGGAGUUCCCCGAUCUGUCCCUGCACAACAACCACAUGGCCAAGGUGCUGACCAAGGACAUCUACGAGAAGCUGAGGGGCAAGUCCACCCCCAGCGGCUUCACCGUGGAUGACGUCAUCCAGACCGGUGUUGACAACCCAGGUCACCCCUUCAUCAUGACCGUUGGCUGCGUUGCUGGUGAUGAGGAGUGCUACGAGGUCUUCAAGGAUCUGCUGGACCCCAUCAUCUCAGACCGUCAUGGUGGAUACAAGCCCACCGACAAGCACAAGACCGACCUGGAGUUCGAGCACCUGAAGGGAGGUGAUGACCUGGACCCCAACUACGUCCUGUCCAGCCGUGUGCGUACCGGCCGCAGCAUCAAGGGAUUCACCCUGCCCCCCCACAACAGCCGUGGAGAGCGCAGAGCCAUUGAGAAGCUGUCCAUUGAGGCCCUGGCCAGCCUGGAUGGAGAGUUCAAGGGAAAGUACUACCCCCUGAGCGGCAUGACCGACGCUGAGCAGGAUCAGCUGAUCAACGAUCACUUCCUGUUCGACAAGCCCGUGUCCCCCCUGCUGACCUGCGCCGGAAUGGCCCGUGACUGGCCCGACGGCAGAGGCAUCUGGCACAACGAUGACAAGACCUUCCUGGUCUGGGUGAACGAGGAGGAUCACCUGCGUGUCAUCUCCAUGCAGAAGGGAGGCAACAUGAAGGAGGUGUUCAGACGCUUCUGCGUCGGCCUGAAGAAGAUUGAGGAGAUCUUCAAGAAGCACAACCACGGCUUCAGCUGGAGCGAGCAUCUCGGCUACAUCCUGACCUGCCCCUCCAACCUGGGAACCGGCCUGCGCGGUGGCGUGCACGUCAAGCUCGCCAAGCUCAGCACACACCCCAAGUUCGAGGAGAUCCUGACCAGACUGCGUCUGCAGAAGCGCGGCACAGGUGGUGUGGACACAGCCUCCGUGGGGGGUGUGUUCGACAUCUCCAACGCCGACCGUCUGGGCUCCUCCGAGGUGGAUCAGUGCCAGAUGGUGGUUGAUGGUGUCAAGCUGAUGGUUGAGAUGGAGAAGAAGCUGGAGAAGGGAGAGUCCAUUGAUGGCAUGAUCCCCGCCCAGAAGUAAAGUGGACAGACAACAAAUGAUUGAAUAACCGUCUGCGUUUGUUUUUUUUAUUUUAUAAAAAAAUGAACGGGAAUGUUGUAAAGUUAUUUCACUGGUCAAAGCCAACUGGCACCAUUCUACUUACUCUUUCCAAUCACUCCUCUUUUCUUUCUUUCUUACCUCUGUUAAUCUCACUCCUCUUUCCCCCUCUCCUGCUUCUUCUUGCUAAGUUCCUGUAACUUUAAUCACCUUCUCUGUAACAUCCUGGGAUCAACCCAUGCAUAGUCUGGUCGUGGCUAUGCAUGCGCACCAAAAGAAAAACAUUUUUUUUUGGGUUGUAAAAUAUAACUGGACAAUUAAACAAUGUUCCAUGUAACAAUCAAA